Messenger RNA from Bufo bufo (common toad), 3289 nucleotides. RefSeq names its product CAS1 domain containing 1 (gene CASD1). The record is from RefSeq and is a predicted model, not a curated record. Bases 392 to 3082 code for a protein of 896 amino acids. The transcript is spliced from 19 exons. NCBI's taxonomy places the organism in Eukaryota, Metazoa, Chordata, Amphibia, Anura, Bufonidae. Gene Ontology annotation, cellular component: Golgi membrane. Gene Ontology annotation, molecular function: N-acetylneuraminate 9-O-acetyltransferase activity.
AGAGAUUUCCGAAGCUCCUGAUCCGUACAGAACACGAGCAGGAAGUUUUUUCGGGUCCAACGUCCGCUUCGUUUACGGCGGUUUUAUCGCUUUAUGACUGCGGAUAAAGCGCGAGCUCAGACUCCUUGUCUUCCAGCACGAGAAGGGUGCACCUGAGCUGGUCGAGCAGGUUCUGCCUUCUCCACCCCUGUCACCUGCGAGUGUCACAUACCGCAGAUGCAUUGUUAUAUCCCAGAACAGAGAGGAGAUCAGCGGCCGCAGUCCAGCACUGCCGGAGGACGCUGCCCGCACCGCCAUCAUCCCGAGACUGCAGACGUGUCCCUCUGUGGGGUGGACACCUAGGACCUGACCGCUUCCUAUCGCUGCUUGUGAGGUGUGCAGAGUAAAAGCCAUGUCUCUCCGGGACGGGAGCUCAGACACCUCCGCUCCGAAAAGCCGCAGCCCCGCACCCGACGACCCCGAACCCCCCAGGAAAAAACGCAACAACGUCUCCGAGACGCUGGAAGACAAGCAGCCAUUGCUACAGACCUCCGAAGAAGACCCCGCCCCCUACGCCGCAGAAGACCGCGCCCCCUCCGCCGCAGAAGACCACGCCUCCACUGCUGACCGCGCCCACUCUUUCUUUCAGCCGCGCUGCUGCCCCCCAGCGGCCGGCAGCAUCAUUGUACUCUGCUGUCAUGGAGGAGCCAAGAUGGCGGCCCUGGCCUACAACCUGGGCAAGCGGGAAAUCAACCAGCACUUCAGCGUGAGGAACGCCAAGCUUCUGGCGCUGGGGGCCGCGCUGCUCAUCUCCGCCUGCCAUGCCGUGUUCUGGGGCUACUCGUCUCACGGAGAUGACACGUGCGGAUACCUCAUAUCCAGCGGCCGCUUCCUGGGGGAGAAAGUAUGGCAGCCGUACAGCUGUAUGACCCACCGAUACAAGGCCAGAGAAGCCACCGGCUGCCUGAGAAACCAGCAUGUGACGUUCGUGGGCGACUCCAGGAUCCGUCAGCUCUUUUACGCUUUUAUUAAGAUUCUUGAUCCAUAUGUCAAAGAGCAAGGGAACAAGCAUGAGAACAUACCUUUCGAGGAUUCUCGGGAGAAUAUCCGGGUGGAUUUCCUGUGGUACCCGGAGGUGAACGGCUCCAUGAAACAAUGCUUCCAGUCGCUGAGCGAGAGCACAUCAUCAAAGCCUCAAAUCGUCGUAGCGGGAGCCGCCACGUGGUCAAUAAAGAUGAACAACGGCAGCGCAGAGUCUCUUGCCCAAUACAGAAUAAACCUGACGGAUAUAGAGCCGCUUCUGGGGAAGCUAGCGGACAGCAGCGACGUCUACUGGAUCUUACAAGAUCCGGUCUACGAGCCGUUGUUGAGCGAAAGUCGCAGAAUGAUUACCAAUGAAAGAAUUGACGCUUACAAUGAGGUCGCAGCAGGGAUAUUAAAUGGCACCAAUAGGAAAUCAAGAUCAAAAAUCAAAAUUUUUAGCGUUUCAAGGCUCAUCUCAGAGGAAACAAUAGAGCAAUCCCUGGAUGGUCUCCACAUUCCAGAGACCAGCAGAGAUAUCAGUGCCAUGAUCCUUAUGAAUUCUUACUGCAACAAAAUCAUGAAGCCCAUAGAUGGCUCCUGCUGCCAGCCCGCGCCCCCUCUCACCUUCAUACAGAAGCUGGGAGCCAGUUUCUUUGCUUUAUCCAUUGGGGCCUAUGUGGCCAUCAGCGUAAUCCAGCGGAACAAGCACAGGAAGAACAAGAUGUGCACGGACAUAGAGAGCGGGGAGGAGAAGAAGCCGGCCACCGUCAACCCCGCCGCCUCUGCACUGGAGGUCGCCCUCUUCUCCUUCUCCAAGUUGGGUAUCCUCAUGGCCUACUUCUACUUCUGUGACCGCGCAAACCUGUAUAUGAAGGAAAACAAGUUUUAUACCCACUCGUCAUUCUUCAUCCCCAUCAUCUACAUCCUGGUGCUGGGCGUCUUCUACAACGAGAAUACGAAGGAGACUAAGUUGUUGAAUCGGGAUCAGACUGAUGAGUGGAAAGGAUGGAUGCAGCUCGUCAUCCUGAUCUAUCACAUCUCUGGAGCCAGCUCUUUUCUACCGGUGUACAUGCACGUCCGGGUUCUGGUCGCUGCGUAUUUAUUUCAGACUGGAUACGGACACUUUUCUUAUUUCUGGAUAAAGGGGGAUUUUGGACUCUACCGAAUUUCCCAGGUCUUGUUUCGCCUCAACUUCCUGGUGGUGGUCCUCUGUGUAGUGAUGGAUCGGGCAUACCAGUUCUACUACUUUGUCCCAUUGGUUUCCUUCUGGUUCAUGGUGAUCUAUGGAUCAUUGGCAUUAUGGCCCCAGAUAACCCAGAAGAAAGCAAAUGCCAAUAACAUCUGGUAUUUUGGCCUGGCGCUAAAGUUCGCUUUCCUGCUGCUGUGUCUCUACGUCCUGUCCCGCUCUCAGGAUUCCUUCCAGAAGAUCUUCUCUCUUUGGCCGAUAUCCAAGCUGUUCGAGCUGAACGGUGAAGUCUAUGAAUGGUGGUUUAGAUGGAGCUUAGACCGAUAUGCGGUUUUCCACGGAAUGCUGUUCGCAUUCAUCUACCUGGCGUUACAGAAACAUCAGGUGCUUUUCGAAGGAAAAGGAGAACCUCUGUUUUCCACCAAAGUCUCCAGUGUUUUACUCUUCUUCUCUGUCGUUUCUUUCCUGACCUACUCGAUAUGGGCCAGCAGCUGUAAAAACAAGACAGAAUGCAACGAGAUGCACCCAUCAAUUUCUGUCGUACAGAUUUUAGCUUUCGUCCUCAUCAGGAAUAUUCCUGGAUACGCCCGUUCCGUGUACAGCUCCUUCUUUGCCUGGUUUGGCAGAAUUUCCUUGGAGUUAUUUAUCUGUCAAUACCACGUUUGGCUGGCGGCCGAUACCAAGGGCAUCCUGGUCCUCAUCCCCGGGUACCCCAUGCUCAACAUCAUUAUUAGCACUUUCAUCUUCGUGUGCGUAGCACAUGAAAUCUCGCACAUCACCAAUGACCUGGCGCAGAUCUUGGUUCCAAAGGACAUGCCGGCGCUCACCAAGAGGUUACUGUGCAUCGCCAUCUUCUUUUUUAUACUCCUGUUUUUAUCUGCAGUUCAACAUUAGCAGGACAUCAGGCAUAAACUAUUACAAAGACUCCAGGAACUAUGUCUACCUUACAUCACGAGGACACCGCGGUGACUUCAUCUUUGUAUCUGGUACGAAGCCAAUAAAUCCAGGAACUAUGUCUACCUUACGUCACGAGGACACCGCGGUGACUUCAUCUUUGUAUCUGGUACGAAGCCAAUAAAUCCAGGAACUAUGUCUACCUUA